Messenger RNA from Rana temporaria (common frog), 2247 nucleotides. Its product is annotated as gastrula zinc finger protein XlCGF26.1-like. The transcript has 7 exons. NCBI's taxonomy places the organism in Eukaryota, Metazoa, Chordata, Amphibia, Anura, Ranidae. Bases 151 to 2112 code for a protein of 653 amino acids. The record is from RefSeq and is a predicted model, not a curated record.
UCCAGUAGUGAGAACCCACCAGAGAGAUGUCCCCGUCCUCUGUAUUCCCGGGACUCCACACAGGAACAUCAGGAGAUCCCUCAGGAUGAUCAACUAUAUCAAACUGAGAACGAGGAACUGAUUGUUAUUAAAGUUGAAGACGAAGAUGAGAUGUUUGUCAGUGGCGAUGAGCUGUGUAAAGAGGAGGAAAUCCCUGCAGAGAUCAGCACAGAACCCGAAAACUUUACAACUCCACAGAGAACUGUCAAACCUGAGGAGCAAGAAAUAAAACGUGUGAAGGUUAAAGAGGAGGAAAUUCCCGUAGAGAUCAGCACAGGAGGCUACAGUAAGAGAAGUCCCCGUCCUCUGUAUUCCCGGGACUCCACACAGGAACAUUACAAGAUCCUUCAGAAUGAUCAGGAGAAAGACCUUAGCAACUAUAGAACAGAAGACAUGGAGGAAAUAGGGACAAAUGAGAGGGAUGAUGAACUGCGCAGAGAGGAUGAAGUUCCUCCAGAGAUCAACAAAGACCCUGAAGACAGCAGAGCCACUAAGAGAGGCGUCAAAGCUAAGAAGAAGGAAGAAGCACAUGUGAAGAUUAAAGAGAUCGGCAUAGAUGGGCGAUACAGAAAGUACAACAUGGAAGAAAACCAUGAUAUCUCUCCAGAUGAUGAAAUAGAAGAUGGCGACAUCCCAUCCAAACAUCCAAUCACCCCAAACCUGAAUCCUGUACUUCGCAGUACAGAUCCAUCCAUUGAUAUUGGGGUGCGUUUUUUCUCUCAUCGUGAGAACAAGGAGGGUAGUGAAUCACACCAGCCGCCAGACCCCAUCUCACACCAGCGAGGUCACAUAGGCGAGAAGCCACAUUCGUGUUCGCAAUGCGCUAAAUGUUUUAGCUUGAGAUCCGGUCUUCUCGAACAUCAGAGAACUCACAGAGGAGUGAAACCGUAUUUAUGUUCUGAAUGCGGAAAAACAUUUGCAAAAAGGUCGCACCUCACAACACAUCAAAGAAUUCACUCUGGGGAGAAGCCAUUUUCCUGUUCCGAAUGUGGUAAAAGUUUUCCUGUUAAAUCGUAUCUCAUCAGACAUGAAAAAGUUCAUACCGGGGAAAACCCUUAUACGUGCUCGGAGUGCGGGAAGUGUUUUUUUCAGAAACAGCAUCUGCUUUCACACCAGAGGACUCACUUGGCUGAGAAGCCAUUUUUAUGCACUGAUUGCGGGAAAGGUUUUUCCCAGAGUGACCACCUUCUCUCUCAUCAGAUAAGUCAUUCAGGGGGGAAGCCUUUUUCAUGCACAGAGUGCGGGAAGUGUUUUUCCCAAAGGGACCAUCUUGUCUUGCAUCAGAUGAGUCAUACAGGAAAGAAGCCGUUUUCAUGUUCAGAGUGCGGAAAAUCUUUUACGUGGAGACCCAACCUCAUUGUACAUCAGAGGACUCACACUGGGGUUAAGCCAUACUCCUGUUCAGAGUGUGGGAAGUGUUUUUCCCAGAGCAAAAGUCUUGCCUACCAUGAGAUGACCCAUACAGGUGAGAAACCCUAUUCGUGUUCGGAGUGUGAGAAGUGUUUCUCUUUUAAACAUCUACUCAUUAAACACUAUAGGGCUCACACAGGAGACAAGCCGUUUUCAUGUUUGGAAUGUGGAAAGUGUUUCUUCGAGAGGAAACGUCUUAUCUCCCAUCAGAGAACUCACACCGGGGAGAAGCCUUAUUCGUGUCCGGAAUGUGGGGACUGUUUUCCUUCUAAACACUCGCUUACAGUUCACCAUAGAGCUCACACAGGAGAGAAGCCGUUUUCAUGUUCAGAAUGUGGUAAAUGCUUCACGACAAGAUCAACUCUCGCUAAACACUUGGCGGGCCACACGGGGACGAAGCCGUUUUUCUGUCCCCAGUGCGGGAAAUGUUUUUCUCGGAGAUCCUCGCUCAUCACGCAUGAAAGACUUCACACGGGGGAAAAGCCAUAUUCCUGUUCUGAAUGUGGGAAAUGUUUUACAGAUAGAUCAAAUCUUACUUCCCAUCAAAAAAUUCACACCGGUGACUUGCCAUACUCGUGCACAGACUGUGGGAAAGGUUUUAAAAGGAAGUCGGACCUGGCUUCACAUAAUAGUCGAAUCCACAAGAGAGAACAUCUUGGCUAACGGCAGGAGAGGAACUAGCAAAUGUGUGUUUCAGAUGUGUAUUUAGGCCUCAUAUAUACGCUAUGGGCCAGAUCCACGUACCUCCGCGUAAAUAUAAGCGGGCGUAGCGUAUCUCAGAUACACUACGCCGCCGUA